Molecule: messenger RNA, 564 nt
Organism: Pyricularia pennisetigena
Lineage: Eukaryota; Fungi; Ascomycota; Sordariomycetes; Magnaporthales; Pyriculariaceae
Exons: 2
Coding region: 1-564 (187 amino acids)
Biological process (GO): protein transport; vesicle-mediated transport
Cellular component (GO): intracellular membrane-bounded organelle
Source: RefSeq, a predicted model, not a curated record
AUGAUCAACGCGUUCUUGGUCUUUAAUGGCCAAGGCCAGCCCCGGUUGACCAAGUUUUAUACUCAGCUGGAGACAAACAUGCAGCAGCGGCUGAUAUCCGAAAUCUUUACGCUCGUAUCCAACCGGCCCACAGGGUCGUGCAACUUCCUCCCGCUCCCUCCCCUCCUCGCCGCCUCGGGCACCUCGCACACCGACUCAACCGAACAGAACGACGUGCCAUCCCUCGUCACGUACAGAAACUAUGCCACGCUCUUCUUCAUCGUCAUAUCGACCGCAACCGAGUCUCCGCUCGCACUCAUCGACCUGAUCCAGGUCUACGUCGAGGCGCUGGACAAGCUCUUUGAGAACGUGUGCGAGCUGGACCUGAUCUUCAACUUUGAGACGUUGCACUCGACCCUGAGCGAGAUGAUUGUCGGCGGCGUCGUCGUGGAAACGAACCUGGAUCGGAUCGUCGCGGGCGUGCGCUCGCAGGGCACUGUCGCCAAGAGGCAGACAAACGAAGGGAGAGGAGGCGGCGGUGGUAUAGGAUCUGGUUUGGGUAUUGGUGUUUGGCAUGGAAGGUGA